AAGGGACAGAAGAGUUUUGUAUACGCUUUAACUAAUCUUCUCUGGGUUCUUGCUGUUAUAGUCCAGUUCUCUGAGCAGAGACAGAGUAGGAUUGUUCACAAAGGAUAUUGGAACAGCAAAAGUGUGGAAUCAAAACAGAACAUGGAGUCAUUUCUCGAGGAUCUAAAAAUUCAAGUCCAGUGUUCUCUGUGUAAAGAGACAAUGUUUGAACCCAAGUUAUUACAAUGUUUUCAUACAUUCUGUAAGACUUGUAUCAAGACAAAUGCACAACUUGAUGGUCAAGUCAACAUCUUCAAGUGUCCUCAGUGUGACUCAUCAACCGAGCUCAAAGAACUCAACGACGUGGAAGACUUAGAGAUCAGUCCCAUACACUCAAGAAUCGUGCAAGUCUUGUCAUUUGUUGAGAACCAGAAGGUUUGCUCGGUUUCUGCCAGCCAUAGUGAUGCAUUGUGGCAAUGUCUCGACUGUGAUCGCUCGUUAUGUGACGAAUGCUUAAGCAGUCAUUCCAUAUUCACUAAAGAUCACAAAGUUGUUGCAUUGUCUGAGAUGACAAAGGAAGACAUCGAGGGUAUGCUGAAGAAAGAAAGUCCUUGCCAAAUUCAUUCCAAUCACGAUAUAGAAUCGUACUGCCGAGACUGCGACAUGCCUAUCUGUCUGAUUUGCUUGAAGGAUCAUCACAAAAACCACAAGAUAACUUCAAUGCAUGAGUUCUUGGCUGCAAAGAAAGAUUCUCUGUCSAAAAACCUCGAAGAAAUCGAGAGUCUUAAAGAAGAUGAAGAGAAAAAGAAGCAACAAGAACAAAUUGCAGUCGGCAUUAAACGCGAUGCAAAACAAGCUCAGGCAAAAAUCAAAGAACUUACCAAAAACUUGUUCAAAGCUAUAAUUGAUCAAGAGCAAAAACUUUUGAACGGAAUUCAGAAGAAGACAACGAAGGCUGACUGGAAUUUACGCAUAAUACAUCACGCCCCGGCAGCACAAGAAUACAUCARGUACCUMAUUCAAAAUGGAACURUAAGCGACAUGGUUGACAUUCACUCACAARCAGAAUGCUCGAAAACRUUCACYUACAACGCAUUUGAAAAACACAUCGCUGGGAUGGAAUUCAAACCCAAUGAAAUACUUUUUGAACAAGUGAAUACUGGCUUAGGACUAGUAAGAGAAACAUCUCCAAAGGCAGACCCAAACAUUUGCUCAUUUAAAAUUGAGCCUGCUGAAUUUGAGGCAACGAAAAACGCAACAUUGACAGUGGUACUCAACCAAGGAGAGCCYUGUGACUCGUCUCUUGAUGAYGUAACAAUACAAUUUACCCCUGAAGAUGACGUCAGUGUAGGAGAGAAACGAUUGGCAGACAACGGUCAGAUCGAAGUAACCUUUACUCCACGUGUUUCUGGUCAGUUGACAGCWGAGGUUGAAGUACAUGGAAAUCCUGUAUYCAMCAGUCCACUAGUGAUGGAUGUYAAACCACAAUACAUACAGGAGAMGUCCAUUCAUUCGAAAUUGAAAAUUGCUUUAAAUAAUAUCUCAAAGGCACAGCUUUCUGGCAUUGCAGUAAAUAAAUCGAACACUAAGAUUGCUGUAGCAGCCUUGGAGGAUUGUUGUGUCAAAGUGUUCAACAUGGAUGGGGAUUUGGUACGGUCAUAUGGUAGUAAAGGCAGUGGACGAGAACAGUUACAGAAUCCACUUGGUUUAGCAUUUCUCAAUGAAACAGAKUUAGUCAUAGCUGAUUCUGGUAAUCAUAGAAUAUGUAUUGUUGACACAACCUCUGGCAACUUACUGAAAACCUUUGUUUAUAAGACUGUUAAUGGACAGACUGGUUGUCCCAGUACAGUACAUGUUGACGAUGAUUUAAACAUCAUUAUAUGUGAUAAUAAUAUUAUCCAAGUGCUGUCAAAGAACGGUUGUCAUAUAUGUCAGUUUACUGUACCUAAUUGCAGUCGGCCUUUAUGCGCAAUUAAACACAAUGGACUGUUCUAUGUCAKUGGUAGAUCAUCAGGGGUGGUACACGUAAUUGAGAUGAAAGAUGACCAUUCACCAACUAUAGUUAMAACUMUUUGUGGCUUACCCCAAGACGGUUACCGUCAUGAAUAUAGGUGUCUCGUUAUUGACGAUGAUAAUUUUUUGGUGUGUGAUGCUAUGYMUAGUCCUGGUAACUAUAGUUCGUAUCAUCUGAUGCUUCGCAAGUUUACACUCGACGGUCGUUGUGUAGGUGCAAGUACAGCUCCGUAUUACUAUAACUGCAACCUCCAGUUCAUAGCAGCACUGAAUGAUGGUCGGAUAAUCUGCACUGCUGGCAMAGGGCGGGUAUUAUUCUUUUAGACUCGGCCCAUACAAGAUAUGUUUUAUGACAAACAUUAAGAUGAAAUAUAUGUAUGUACAUGUGAAACAUUUAUAUCCGACAGUUUUGAGCUUAACUAGACACACGAGAUACUCAACAUUCGGAAAAAAUUCGCCAGUUGAUUCGAACGUCGUAUUUCACAUGUGCUGAGUUGACCUCAUGCAGAAUAUUCUAGGGUGAUAAUGUAUGAAUUUGUCAGAGUACCACAUGUAAUGGCAAAGAACGAUAUACGUAGAUUACGAUAAGGAGGCAUUAAAUUCGGCAAAUUUAUUCGACGCCAUGGAACCAAUGCCGUAUUCUUACUUCAGUUGUAGUUUUUAUCUUACGUUAAAUAGGAUUCGAUUAGACACAUGUGAAAUACUGCCUUUGAGCUUCGCAUUACUAGAAAGAACUCAAUGAAAAUAGACAGCAAGAGCAGUGUUACGUACCUUUGCGUCCAAAUCCGUGGCAGUCUGAACCAUAUAUCUUCCUUGUUAACGUUACAUAAAAGCCAGAUCUCUGGAAACGUAAAAAUUAUAAUUUAACAAUAGAGUGAGUUGAAUCUAGGGCGUUAUGCUAUGAUAGUUGUCCGCCGCGGAAACUGGAUAUUCCAAAAAGCAAAUAGUUGCCUGAAAACUCUAUUCAAGAGCAAUUAUAACUUUUGAGGAACAUCCAGUUUUCGAAGGCAASUAUCACAGCAAAAUGCUCGAGAUUUCAACCACGUAAAUAUCGUUAAUCAAUCAAACAUUUAGAAAAGUUAAGAAUGUUGAGAUACGCAAUAAGUAACGUGUAACCAAAUGGCGUAUAAACGUUGAGAUAACUCCGAUGCGCAAUGAGUAACGUAAAAUUCAGGUAACGUAAAAUUCAGUUAACGUAAAAUUCAGAUACGCAAUAGUUUGAUAUAGUAACGCGUCGUUUGCAAAUYUAGUCAAGGAUUGACAAGAGAAAGAGUUUUCAGUAGAUUGUAAUAAUAACGUUAAAGYACGUUCACAAAUUAUACAUGUAUGUACAUUGACAGAACUUUGUUCAAGGUUCUUCAUGAUCAUUUUUCACAUUUUCCAAUUUAUUGUAAAAAGGCAGUUGCCAAAUGGCACAAGAAAUAAACGUUAACGUGUUUAA
Exaiptasia diaphana is the source of this 3433-nucleotide messenger RNA. Its product is annotated as E3 ubiquitin-protein ligase TRIM71-like. The coding region runs from base 142 to 2316 and encodes 724 amino acids. The transcript has a single exon. Gene Ontology annotation, biological process: positive regulation of DNA-templated transcription. Gene Ontology annotation, molecular function: zinc ion binding; ubiquitin-protein transferase activity; protein binding. Gene Ontology annotation, cellular component: nucleoplasm; chromatin. The record is from RefSeq and is a predicted model, not a curated record. Lineage: Eukaryota; Metazoa; Cnidaria; Anthozoa; Actiniaria; Aiptasiidae.